AUGAGUUGUGGCGUUGUUGUUAGGCGAAAGGGUUGCCCUCUUCUAAUGCUGUUGAAGCUUCUGCUUCAGAUCUCGUUGACCACUGCUCACAGUUUGAACCACCUUGCAAAAUCAGUUGUGGUUACCUUUGAGCCGCCGAUGGUACAUGAUCUUGUUGAAGAUGGGAAUCGUACGGUUUCUGUUGCUUUGAAAAUUCCUCAAAACGAGUUCGCUUCCAUACCUGACUGGACCUACCAGAUGAGUAUAGGAUCGUUUCAUCCCGACAUUGCUUCGUCCCCUAGUCAUAUCGCAGUCAGAAAGUCAUCAUUUCAGUACGACAACGCUUCUAAUUAUUAUACAUUAAAUUCUGAGGUAAUAAUUCAUGGAGGGACUCUUGGAAAAACAGGAUUGCGCCUGCGUCUUGUACGUGCAGAAAACUGGGACGAGGUCGAUGAAUCGUGGAAGGUACCAGAAUUAUUGGAUGGCAGCAAAAUCAACGUGAUUGAUGUGUGGGUGAAGAGGAAUUUGCAAUCUGAGAGAUUAACACAUAUAUUCGUCGCAUCUGUCGUGAUACUUAUAACGUUUGCAAACGUACUGAUGGGAUGUGAGUUGGACAUGAACGCAGUGUUCAACACUAUCAAAAGACCAGUUGCACCUGCGAUUGGAUUCCUUGCCCAAUUCCUCAUAAUGCCUGUGCUUGCGUACGGAAUUGCGAAGUCAGUAUUCGUCUCGCGUGGGCUGUUCUCCAUGGCUUUGGGAGUCUUUAUCACUGGCUGCUCGCCUGGAGGUGGUGCGUCGAAUUUCUGGACGCUUCUUCUGGAUGGAAAUGUGAAUCUGUCAGUUACAAUGACAUUUGUAUCCACACUUGCCUCAUUAGUGAUGAUGCCUCUCUGGAUUUCAGUCUGCGGCAGAGAGUUCCUACAGGGAUUCUCUACAGAGUCGAAAAUACUCAUACCUUAUGCUAAAGUUACGCGCUCACUAGUUUCGCUAGUUCUUCCACUUCUCGUUGGAGUCGCCAUUAAGAAAUGGAAACCAGAAUGGGCAGCGAAGUCGCGCAAGAUUAUGCGUCCGUUCAUCAUAUUUGUGCUAAUAUUUGUGAUUGCAUUUGGAGCGAUUGCAAAUUGGUACAUGUUUCGCAUGAUGACAGUGCCAGCAUUGUUGGGUGGACUUCUACUUCCUUGGUGUGGAUUUAUGUUCGGAUGUUUUGCGUCAAUUCUUACUCGUCGUACCCCUCCCGAUGUGACAGCAAUCGCCAUAGAAACCGGGAUUCAGAACACGGGGAUCGCGAUCCUUGUACUGAAGGCCUCGUUUGCACAACCGGAUGCGGAUAUUGGAGCAGUAAUUCCCGUGAUUGUUGCAUGUUUUACACCUGGACCACUUUUACUUGGGGCGGCUGUGCAUAUGACUUUCAAAGCGUUGAAGAACCGUUCAACAAACGUUACUGAGGGGAAGUUGCCUCCAGUUGCACUCGAGAUGGGGGGUGGAGGACCGUCAUCUCAGGCUUUACUUGAUACCACCAAUCUGGAAACAAAAAUGGAUAAAGAAGCUGGAACUAGUGCAGUCACCGAAUCAGCUUGA
Molecule: messenger RNA, 1557 nt
Organism: Necator americanus (New World hookworm)
Lineage: Eukaryota; Metazoa; Nematoda; Chromadorea; Rhabditida; Ancylostomatidae
Exons: 13
Coding region: 1-1557 (518 amino acids)
Cellular component (GO): membrane
Source: RefSeq, a predicted model, not a curated record